UUUCUUCGAAGUUGCCUCUUUCACUCUCCCUCUUCCAUUCCACAUCAAACUUAUUUCUUUUCCCUAUUUCAACCUUUCGUCGCCAUUAAAUCAACAUAUGAUUUUCAUUUUAAAUUAUUUUAAUAUUUUUUCUCACUGCUGUUCAUGAUUCCCACAAGAUCGAAUUCAACUUGUUUAUUUCCUUCUUUCUUAUAGAAUUUAGGGCCGCAUCCAUUAAUCUCAUCACCAAACCCUCUUUUAACCUUUUUCAUGUUUUUACCUGUCCUUGCUUUUCUCAUACCCAUAUUUCUCACUUUUGUUGUUUUCCCUUUUACUGGAUGGAUGAAACUUGCCUCCCACUAUGGAUAAGAACACUUCACUGGCAAACAAGCCGACCCUCUUUUCAUUUUUAGUUUACCAUUCUUGAAUUCUCUCCUUCCUCUUCUUUUUAUAUUUUUCUGUUGGGUAUUGCUUAGAUAUGGAUUUUUAGUACCUCUUCCGCGAAACCUUAGCUUUAAGAACAAUGGCUAAGGCAUUGUUGUUGGUUAUUUUCAUCUGGGUACUUCUUAUCGGUUUUGUUUCCUGCCAAAGGCCUAAAUUUGUCAAUAUUGGUGCAGUUUUUACUUUUGAUUCGGUUAUUGGUAGAGCUGCAAGGCCAGCAAUAGAGGCUGCAGUGUCUGAUAUUAAUAGGGAUACAAGAAUUCUCAAUGGGACAGAGCUGAGGCUGUUUACGCAAGAUGCUAAGUGUAAUGUCUUCUUGGGUUCUAUUGGAGCUUUUCAGAUACUUGAGAAACAAGUAGUGGCCAUAAUUGGUCCGCAAUCCUCUGGAAUAGCUCAUAUGAUUUCUGAAAUUGCAAAUGGUCUCCAAGUGCCCCUUGUUUCAUAUGCUGCUACUGAUCCCACUCUAUCUGCCCUUCAGUUCCCCUUUUUUCUGAGAACCACACAAAGUGACUCGAAUCAGAUGGCUGCCAUGGCUGAUUUGAUUGAUUUUUAUGGUUGGAAACAGGUCAUUGCAAUAUAUGUGGAUGAUGAUGCUGGGAGGAAUGGGGUAGCUGCUUUGGAUGAUCAACUUGAAAAGAAAAUGGCAAAAAUAUAUAAAAUGAAGUUGUCUGUCAAUUUUGAUGAAAGUGAGAUAAUGGAUUUGCUUAAGCAAUCCAAACUGCUUGGUCCUCGUGUUUAUGUUGUUCAUGUUAAUCCAGACCCCAGAUUGAGAAUCUUUACCAGUGUCCAAAAACUUCAAAUGAUGAAUGACAAUUAUGUUUGGCUUGCAACAGAUUGGCUUUCAACUACAAUAGAUUCAUUCUCUCAGAUGAAUCAAACUUCACUUGGUGCUCUUCAAGGAGUGGUUGGGCUUCGUCAACAUAUUCCAGAGUCUAGCGAGAAGAAAUCUUUUCUGUCUCGAUGGAGAGUAAUGCAGCAGAAGGGUUCUGCAAGUUCUGAGCUGAAUACCUAUGGGCUUCAGGCCUAUGAUACAGUUUGGGCAGUUGCUUAUGCAAUUGAUAGGUUCAUUUAUGAAUUCAGGAAUAUUACAUUUUCUUCCAAUGACAAGCUAAAUGGCAUGAAAACAUCAGAAUUACGGCUGGACCAGCUCAAAGUCUUUAACAAUGGAAGCAAUCUACGUAACAGAAUAUUGCAGACGAACUUCACUGGUUUAAGUGGUCACAUUCAAUUUAAUCAUGACCAGAACAUUGAGAGUGGUGGUUAUGAUGUCAUUAAUAUUGAGCAUAUGUCCAUUCAUAUAGUUGGUUAUUGGUCUAAUGUCUCAGGUUUCUCACUUUUACCUCCAGAGACUCACCAAGGGGAUCAAACUAACAGUUCUCGUGUGGAUCAGAAGCUUCAAAAGAUUACUUGGCCUGGUGGAAAGAUUGAAAGGCCACGUGGUUGGGUAAUUGCUGACAAUGAAAGACCAUUGAGAAUUGGAGUGCCAUACAGAGCUAGUUUUGUUGAUUUUGCUACCAAAGUAAACAAGAGCCACAAAAUCGAGGGAUAUUGUAUAGAUGUGUUCCUUGAAGCAAGGAAACUAGUUCCUUAUGACGUGCCUUACAGGUUUGAGCUUUUUGGGAAUGGUCGGUUCAAUCCCAAUUAUAAUGAGCUCAUACGGAUGGUGGCAGCAGAUGUGUUUGAUGCAGCUGUUGGAGACAUUGCAAUUGUAACAAACCGGACAAAGAUAGUGGAUUUUUCUCAGCCUUAUGCUGCUACUGGUCUUGUCAUUGUGGCUCCAGUCAGGAAUUCAAAAUCAAGUGCUUGGGUGUUUCUUAAACCAUUCACCGUGGAGAUGUGGUGUGUCACAGCAGCAUCUUUUGUAAUGAUUGCCGUGGUUAUUUGGGUUCUUGAACAUCGAGUUAAUGAUGAUUUCAGGGGUCCUCCUAGAAAGCAGAUUGUGACAAUGUUCAUGUUCAGCUUCUCAACACUAUUCAAGGCAAAUCAAGAAACUACCGUAAGUCCACUUGGACGCAUGGUGAUGGUAAUAUGGCUUUUCUUAUUGAUGGUCAUAACUGCAAGCUAUACAGCAAGUUUGACUUCUAUUCUUACUGUUCAGCAGCUUUCAUCACCCAUUACUGGUAUUGAAAGCUUGAUUGCAAGUAAUUGGCCUAUCGGAUACCAAGUAGGGUCAUUUGCCUAUGGCUACCUAUCUGAAAGUCUUUAUAUACCUCCUUCUAGACUUGUUUCUCUUAAGUCCCCAGUGGAGUAUGAAAAAGCAUUGAGGCUAGGCCCAAAUAACGGUGGUGUGGCUGCAAUAGUAGAUGAGCUUCCAUAUGUAGAGCUUUUUCUCACAAACCAAAGUCAAUUUGGGAUCAUUGGGCAACCAUUUACCAGGGGUGGAUGGGGAUUUGCUUUUCAAAGAGAAUCUCAACUUGCUGUUGACAUGUCUACUGCAAUUCUAAAACUUUCCGAGACUGGUGAGCUUCAGAGGAUCCAUGAGAGAUGGUUCUGUAAGAAGGGCUGCGCUGGAGAGAAGAGGCGAAAUUCUGAGCCUAACCGACUGCAUUUGAUCAGCUUCUGGGGUCUAUAUCUUCUGUGUGGUGUCUUCACUAUUUUAGCCCUUCUAGUAUUUCUACUAAGAGUGGUUCGCCAAUUUGUGCGCUAUAAACGUAGGCAAAUGGAACUGGCUUCUUCAUCCUCAAAUUCAUCAACCACUCACUGCUCUCAAGUCAUUUUUCACUUUUUUGACUUCAUUGAUGAGAGAGAAGAAGCCAUCAAGAAAAUGUUCGCCCAGUGUGAGAAUUCUACGCCCAAAUGAGCUUGGAAAGAUCAAACAACUGUUCCAAGGAAAUCAAAGGACUUGCAAAUGAUGUUGAUUGAAGGAUUUGGCAUUGAAUAGAUUUUAGUUCAUGUGUAUACUCAUUAUAUCCUGCAAGUGUAGAGAACCCAGCAAUGUAGAUAGAUACCUUGUCAAUAUUACUUAAAAUGGUGUAAAAAUAGUAUGACAAGUUUUCACCCUCUACCUAUAGUGGAAUAGCAUGUAAUAUUUUAGAUAAA
This is a messenger RNA of Hevea brasiliensis (rubber tree), 3459 nucleotides long. RefSeq names its product glutamate receptor 3.7-like. NCBI's taxonomy places the organism in Eukaryota, Viridiplantae, Streptophyta, Magnoliopsida, Malpighiales, Euphorbiaceae. The record is from RefSeq and is a predicted model, not a curated record. Bases 503 to 3220 code for a protein of 905 amino acids. Gene Ontology annotation, molecular function: G protein-coupled receptor activity; glutamate-gated receptor activity. The transcript has 6 exons. Gene Ontology annotation, cellular component: plasma membrane. Gene Ontology annotation, biological process: G protein-coupled receptor signaling pathway.